AUCAAUUAAAUUCAUAAAUUAUUCCCAAAACAAACUCUACUAGUUUCUCGCAAUUUCAAAACCGCAAAUUCGGUCAUCUUGUUCAUCGCGCUUCUGUAAAUCCAAGACUCCAUUCUUCACCGUUCCAAUCUAAUCGGUGCCCUAACUCAAACCACGAUGUCAUCUAUACUCAGAGGGGAGUCAAGGAGAUUCAACACGAAGCAAAAAGGACGACAUCAUUUGACGCCACAGAAGAGACAGGAGAUUAAGGAAGCUUUUGAAUUAUUUGACACUGAUGGAUCAGGUACUAUUGAUGCCAAGGAGCUCAAUGUUGCUAUGAGGGCCCUUGGAUUUGAGAUGACAGAAGAGCAAAUUGAGCAAAUGAUAGCAGAUGUGGAUAAGGAUGGGAGUGGAUCAAUCGACUACGAUGAGUUUGAGCACAUGAUGACAGCCAAAAUAGGAGAAAGGGACACUAAAGAGGAGCUCAUGAAAGCUUUCCAUAUUAUUGAUCAAGACAAAAAUGGUAAGAUAUCUGCAGCAGACAUCAAGCGCAUUGCAAAGGAGCUAGGUCAAAUUUUUACUGAUAGAGAGAUUCAAGAGAUGGUUGAGGAUGCAGACCAAAAUAACGAUCGAGAGGUUGAUCCAGAGGAGUUCCUCAUGAUGAUGAACAGAACAAGCUUCCGCCACUAAGUCAUACUUGCAAUAGUACCUUUGUUUGGCUUGAUUAUAUAUAAAUAUAAAUUAUAUGAAGUUGUACGCAGUGCCAUUGUGUAUAUUGUAGGAAUGAUAAAUCGAAUGUUGUUUGUUUUAAUAUGAAAUUGAAUCAAAUGUUAUGAA
Messenger RNA from Vicia villosa (hairy vetch), 816 nucleotides. RefSeq names its product caltractin-like. The transcript is spliced from 7 exons. Gene Ontology annotation, biological process: mitotic cell cycle; centriole replication. The record is from RefSeq and is a predicted model, not a curated record. Bases 157 to 669 code for a protein of 170 amino acids. Gene Ontology annotation, cellular component: centriole; centrosome. Gene Ontology annotation, molecular function: calcium ion binding. Lineage: Eukaryota; Viridiplantae; Streptophyta; Magnoliopsida; Fabales; Fabaceae.